AUGCCAAAAAGGCCGAAAGGUAAUAACGAGAACACACCAGUUCGUAUCAGCGAUCAUAAUGUGACUAAAAGAUCGAAUAAAAGGGUCGCUGUUUCUUCACCAGACCAAUCGAGCUACAUCCUCCAUGAUGAUUUACGGGAAAUGGUCAGUAAAAUUGUUAAAGCGGAAAUAAAAGAUAUGCUAUCAGAGAUAACCACAUCCAUCAAAAGUGUAUUAUAUAGUGAAUUGAAGGUGUUGAGGGAAGAAAUUACAGAUAUAAAAACAUCUGUGACUUUUGUAAGCAAGCAGUAUGAUGAAUUUAUGAAGGAGCAUCGUGCUAACGUAACGGCUUUAAAGAAUCUCAGUGAACAAAACAACAAGUUAGAAUCAACAAUUGAUAUCCUAAAAGCACGAAUAAAUGAUCUUGAACAACGAUCAAGAUCUAACAACUUAGAAUUGCAAUGUGUACCUGAAUCAAAAAGCGAAAACCUGGUCAAAAUCUUACAGCAGUUAGGUAGCGUUAUAGGAGUUAACAUAACAGAAGACAAAAUAAUGAACAUUACAAGAGUUGCUAAAGUUAAUCGUCACAGUACUCGACCGAGAUCUAUUAUAGUACAAUUUAAUACUUGUUUAACUAGAGACAAUGUUCUGGCGGCAGUCAUAAAAUACAAUAAAUCAAAUUCGAGAAAUAAGCUGAAUACAUCGGAUAUAGGCGUUGGGGGAGAGAAAAAACCAAUCUAUAUCAUGGAACACCUGUCACCAGAAAAUAAGGCUUUGCAUGCUGCGACGAGACUAAAAGCUAAAGAAUUAGGUUAUAAAUACACGUGGGUUCGAAAUGGUCGUAUACUUAUUCGCAAGGACGAUAACUCUGAUUACAAAGUGGUAAAAAAUAUGCAAUUUUUAAGCAAAUUAAGUUAG
Messenger RNA from Vanessa atalanta (red admiral), 897 nucleotides. RefSeq lists its product as uncharacterized. The transcript has a single exon. NCBI's taxonomy places the organism in Eukaryota, Metazoa, Arthropoda, Insecta, Lepidoptera, Nymphalidae. The record is from RefSeq and is a predicted model, not a curated record. The coding region runs from base 1 to 897 and encodes 298 amino acids.